GGAACGGGAAGUACCGAGCUACCGCUGCCGCCGCCUUUAAGUACCGCGUUCGCCGCCUCGGUUACUACUCGCUCUGUCGCCGAGGGACCUGCUGCAGCCGGGUCGGGAGUGGAGGCGGCGCGGCAUGAAGCGGCGCAGGCCCGCUCCGUAGCACCGUCGGGACGGUCCGGGCGGGGCCGGGGGGGAAGGAUUGGAUGGUGAGAAAAGGAAAGACUCCUAUGAGAAGAGACCAGGAUGAGCAAAGGGAGCUAUACUUGAAGUUGAGUCACUUGAAAAAAGAUCUCUUUGAAUGUGGAAGAGAUCUGAGCAGAUGAAAAUACAAUCAGGAAAAUGCAACAUGGCAGCAGCAAUGGAAACAGAACAGCUGGGUGUUGAGAUCUUUGAAACUGCAGAGUGUGAGGAGAAUAUUGAAUCACAGGAUCACCCUAAAUUGGAGCCAUUUUAUGUUGAGCGAUAUUCCUGGAGUCAGCUUAAAAAGCUGCUUGCUGAUACCAGAAAAUAUCAUGGCUACAUGAUGGCUAAGGCACCACAUGACUUUAUGUUCGUGAAGAGGAAUGAUCCAGAUGGGCCUCAUUCACACAGGAUCUAUUACCUUGCUAUGUCUGGUGAAAACAGAGAAAAUACACUGUUUUACUCUGAAAUUCCCAAAACCAUCAACAGAGCAGCAGUCUUAAUGCUUUCUUGGAAGCCUCUCUUGGAUCUCUUUCAGGCAACACUGGACUAUGGGAUGUAUUCUCGAGAAGAAGAACUGUUAAGAGAAAGAAAACGCAUUGGAACAGUUGGAAUUGCUUCUUAUGAUUAUCACCAAGAAAGUGGAACAUUUCUAUUUCAAGCUGGUAGUGGAAUUUAUCAUGUAAAAGAUGGAGGGCCACAAGGAUUUACUCAACAACCAUUACGGCCCAAUUUAGUGGAGACUAGUUGUCCCAACAUUCGGAUGGAUCCCAAAUUAUGCCCAGCUGAUCCAGACUGGAUUGCUUUUAUACAUAGCAAUGAUAUUUGGAUAUCCAACAUUGUAACCAGAGAAGAAAGGAGGCUCACCUAUGCGCACAAUGAGCUAGCCAACAUGGAAGAGGAUCCCAGAUCAGCUGGAGUUGCUACCUUUGUUCUUCAAGAAGAAUUUGAUAGAUAUUCUGGCUAUUGGUGGUGUCCAGAAGCUGAAACAACUCCCAGUGGCAGCAAAAUUCUUAGAAUUCUGUAUGAAGAAAACGAUGAGUCCGAGGUGGAAAUUAUUCAUGUUACGUCCCCUAUGUUGGAAACGAGGAGGGCAGAUUCAUUCCGUUAUCCUAAAACAGGCACAGCAAAUCCAAAAGUCACUUUUAAGAUGUCAGAAAUAAUGAUUGAUGCUGAAGGAAGGAUUAUAGAUGUCAUAGAUAAGGAACUAAUUCAGCCUUUUGAGAUUCUGUUUGAAGGAGUUGAAUAUAUUGCCAGAGCUGGAUGGACUCCAGAGGGAAAAUAUGCUUGGUCCAUCCUACUAGAUCGCUCCCAAACUCGCCUACAGAUAGUGUUGAUCUCGCCUGAAUUAUUUAUCCCAGUAGAAGAUGAUGCCAUGGAGAGACAGAGACUCAUCGAGUCAGUACCUGACUCUGUGACACCACUGAUUAUCUAUGAAGAAACAACAGACAUCUGGAUAAAUAUCCAUGACAUCUUUCAUGUUUUUCCCCAAAGUCAUGAAGAUGAAAUUGAAUUUAUUUUUGCCUCUGAAUGCAAAACAGGUUUUCGUCACUUAUAUAAAAUCACAUCCAUUUUAAAAGAGAGCAAAUACAGACGAUCCAGUGGUGGGCUGCCUGCCCCAAGUGAUUUCAAGUGUCCUGUCAAAGAGGAAAUAGCAAUUACCAGUGGUGAAUGGGAAGUUCUUGGCCGGCAUGGAUCUAAUAUCCAAGUUGAUGAAGUCAGAAACCUGGUAUAUUUUGAAGGCACCAAAGACUCUCCUUUAGAACAUCAUCUGUAUGUGGCCAGUUAUGUAAAUCCUGGAGAGGUGACAAGGUUGACUGACCGUGGCUAUUCCCACUCUUGCUGCCUCAGCCGGUAUUGUGACUUCUUUAUAAGUAAGUAUAGUAACCAGAAGAAUCCACAUUGCGUGUCCCUUUACAAGCUAUCCAGUCCUGAAGAUAACCCAACUCGAAAAACAAAGGAAUUUUGGGCCACCAUUCUGGAUUCAGCAGGUCCUCUUCCUGACUAUACACCUCCAGAAAUUUUCUCUUUUGAAAGUACUACUGGAUUUACAUUGUAUGGGAUGUUGUACAAACCUCAUGAUCUACAACCUGGAAAGAAAUACCCCACUGUGUUAUUCAUAUAUGGUGGUCCUCAGGUGCAGUUGGUGAAUAAUCGGUUUAAAGGAGUCAAGUAUUUCCGCCUGAAUACCCUGGCCUCUCUGGGUUAUGUGGUUGUAGUGAUAGACAACAGGGGAUCCUGUCACCGAGGGCUUAAAUUUGAAGGCGCCUUUAAAUAUAAAAUGGGUCAAAUAGAGAUUGAUGACCAGGUGGAAGGACUCCAGUAUCUAGCUUCUCAAUAUGAUUUCAUUGACUUAGAUCGUGUGGGCAUUCAUGGCUGGUCCUAUGGAGGAUACCUCUCCCUGAUGGCCUUAAUGCAGAGGUCAGAUAUCUUCAGGGUUGCUAUUGCUGGGGCCCCAGUCACUCUGUGGAUCUUCUAUGAUACAGGCUACACAGAACGUUACAUGGGUCAUCCUGACCAGAAUGAACAGGGCUAUUACUUAGGAUCUGUGGCCAUGCAAGCAGAAAAGUUUCCCUCUGAACCAAAUCGUUUACUGCUCUUACAUGGGUUCUUGGAUGAGAAUGUCCAUUUUGCACACACCAGUAUAUUACUGAGUUUUUUAGUGAGGGCUGGAAAGCCAUAUGAUUUACAGAUUUAUCCUCAGGAGAGACACAGCAUAAGAGUUCCUGAAUCUGGAGAACAUUAUGAACUGCAUCUUUUGCACUACCUUCAAGAAAACCUUGGAUCACGUAUUGCUGCUCUGAAAGUGAUAUAAUUUUCACCUGUGUAGAACUCUGGUAUACACUGGCUCUUUAACCAAAUGAGGAGGUUUAAUCAGUAGAGAACAUAGAAUUGAUCAUACAUUUUGGUACCUGCCAUAUAACAUCUACUUCUGAAAAUAUGUUUGGUGCCAUGCGGUCAUUUAGCUAUGGUUAAAAAUCUAGUAUCUUAACCAUACACACACAAAAUUGAAUGACACCUAUUUCUAAGGCACCCAGCAAUACCAUGAGAAUUACUGAAAGAAAUAAAACCUUAGCACCAUGUAUCCAUACUACCUUAUUUUCACUUUUUAAUAGCAUUAUAAACCUCAUGAACUUAAUUAGUGUAUUUUGACAGUAUACUUCUGAGUUUGUUAAAAUAUGAUGGUAUUAGUGAUUGGUUGGUUCAAUUCCAGAAACUCUGACUAGUUACAGAUUUGGUAGCACUUAAAUGUAAUUGAAUAGCUUAUGCUUCAUUGCUUGGGGUGUAUCCAGCAUGUUAUGAACUAAUCACUAUUAAACCUACGGCUUGACCAGUCAUUUAUGAUUUUCAAGGAUUACUUAGUGACCUCCUAAAGACACUUAUUUUGUUUCAUUCAAGCUCUGACCAGAUUUUAGCCAAUUAAAACUGUAUUUAGUAUAAAUAGUUCUCUUGGAUGAUAUGACAGAGUGGGUUUCUCCUUUCACAUAAAGGCAAGUAACUGUAUAUGUAGCAUGGAUUUAAUUAGUCUUAUAAUACUGAUAAUUACAGGCAGAACAUUUUUAAUCAAAUGAUUAGAGCUUAAAUAUUUGCAGGCAAUUUCCUUUAGGAAAAGGAAGAAGUACAUAUUCACUUGUAUUCUUCAGAAAAUUUAGUGGUGCCAGUUUCCAUUUGGGUAUUUUCUUAUUAAAAUGUUCCAAAGUUUUAGGGCAAUGAAAGAGAAUCGUGGUGGGGUGGGGGAAAUAGGGUGUGGAGAGUGACAGGGAGAGCAGAAGGUGAGGAUUUGCUUAAGAACUAAGUAGGAAUAUAAUUUGGCCAAAAAUACUCAUGAAAAAGUUUGGGAAGUGAAAUUUAAACUCCUAGAAUGUUAGUUACAGAAGUCAGAAUUAAGUGACUCUCUUGCCAGUACAUUUAAAGACUAACACUCAGGGAAGAAAAGUUCCUUAGAGUUACCUUUAUAAUUUAAUUCUAAUUUUUUUUCUUGAUUUUGGAAACCUUAACGAAUUCAAGCUUUCUUUAUCCUUUUUCAAAUUCUUUGAGCAUAAUUUAGACACUGUGAGCUUAAAAUGAAGAGGUUUCCUGACAGCCUCUAGCGCAGCUGAUCGUCAGGAAGCUCGGCUCUCUCCUCCAGUGCUCAAAGCACGUAAGCGAUCGUGCUGAACGGCCAUGACAUUUUCCUGGUGUAGCCCUGGCACGUGACUAUAUGGGAGCCCAUAGGCUUUCAGGUGCUGAUUGGGAUCUGUCCUCUUAGAAACUUGGGGCGCUAGAUGUGAGUCUCAUUGGAGCUAGUGCGAGAAGGCACCUAGGAGUUUGACCCUUUUUAAUCACAAGCCCUGGUAUUUGGAACAUGUUACCAGUACUUUUAAACACUUCAAGAAAAAUUUCUCUUUUUCAUUCUCACCACUACAGAUAGUAGAUUAUUCCCCCAGAGAGAGCACAGCCUCCAUUAGUAAGAUGGUGAUUAUGCGUCAGAGGUGGGAGGAAGUCCAGAAAUGGCAGGCUGACCUGGUGGUUCUGUCCUUGGGAAAGGGAUUGGGUUUUGCUCUUUGUUUAUUUAUGUUGUAUAAGAGGUACCACAGUUUUCUUCACUGUCUGUAUAUGUAUUGAUUUUCUUGUUUAUAUUUUCCCAUUCAAAGAUUUGUUUAUAUUUUUUUCAAUGUUAAAUUAAAUUGAUUUGGGUAACUUUUCUUCCCCAAGGAAGUAUUUUCCCCCAUGACUUAAGUAUAUAUCUGACUAUUGAAGGUGGUUUUUGUUUGUGGACUAGUUGGCCUCCAAGAAUCUAUCCUUAUAUAAUAUGCAAAGUAAAACUGGUAUACACUGGCUUUUAGACAGCUACUCAUUUGAAACCUCCUACCCAUUAAGGCUCAUUCUUCAAAUUGGCAUGUCUUAUUUUUACCAAAACAAACCUUAAAGAACAUCAUGUACCCUUGAAUUCACAUGUGUUUUUCUUUUGCAUCAUGCCUUCUCCUUUCCUCUUACCACAACUCUAAUUCCCAGUCCCUUAAGUGCCAUUCUCCUUCUACAGGGGGGAAAAAAAAUACCUGACUGAAUUCACAUGCGGAAAGAUGGCUUGGCUGAAUUUGGUUCUUAAAACUGAUACAGGAAACAUCAUAGUCAAGUCAAGCAAUCAAUUAGUAGAGAUCUCAUCUAAAACUAUUUGUACCCUGUCUCUGGGCAACAACUUAAAAGCAAGCGUAUAUAAAAGUACUAACAGUUUUGGUGACAGCCAAAGAGCACUAGGCUAAGCAUUAAAAUGGUUGCAUGUGAGCAACCCUUAACAGGUACAGUUGCUUGUAUGUUGCUGAACAGUGGAACUCAAAACCUAAGAUUCAGCUGGGGUGCUUGCUUGCUAAAAGAAAUGCAGGCUUGAACCUCAUUCUUAGAAAUCUAGGUUCAGUUGCUUUGGGUGGAGACCAGGAAUCUGCAUUUCUAACAAGCUUUCCAGGUGAUUCUAAAGCAAGCCAUUUGUGGGCUACUUUAAGAAACUCGUUUGUAGAGAAUGGAGUUGGAUUAAACAAACAAUGGGUGAUUUGUACACUGGACUGAUUUACAAGAACCUAAAAGAGUAAUCAAGACAGCUGCUCAUCUGUGAUAACUAUCGGCCCCUUCUCACUCUGAGAGAAGCAGAAUGUACCAUUAACUGUAUAUCCCUUUUCAUUUUGGAAUGAAGGUGUUUUUCCCCCAUGCCCUUCCUGGUUGUUUCCAAAGCAGUAUGAAGUCACUAUGCAGGCAUUACCUUUUAAAGGAACAGGGUACAGAUAUUGAGGCUGUCUUCUUGCUACUUGUUUUACUCUUUACAGAGUAUUUCCCACCUCUUUGUAGACAUCGUUCUCUCUUUAGUUGGAAUGAUUGCUAUAAGAUCUCACAUUAUAGAAUUGUAAAGUUUUCAAGCUAUUAAAUCUGAUAUAAUAUUAUCAUUUGUUAGGGGAAGAACCUACAUACAGAGAGAGGAGAAAAUACACCCAUGGCCGCGCAGCCAAUUAGUGGUCAGUUGAUACUAGAUUCCGCCCAGAUGUCCUAACUCAUGGUAGUUAAAUGAUAUGUAGAAAAGGCAAAUUUUUAAAGAAGUAUUUAUUAAUAUAUUCCUAUGAAACAUUUUAAAGAUAACAUAAAAUGGUUAAUUUUUCCAUUCUAAAGUAAAUGCUAAGCAUGCUUAUUAAUGAAGCAGUUCUAAUUAGUAUAUUGACAUUCUGAAGUUAAUUAAAACUGUUACACUAAAUGUGUCUUCCUUGGUAUGGCAGGGGACGUGGGGAUUGGGAUAUAGAAUAGAGCACUUGCUUAAGCCUCGGAGCCCAACUUAUAUAGCUGUUUGAGCUAAGAGACAAGACAUGCUGUAUCUGAACUAACAUGUAGGUCCAUUCCCAGUAGACAAAGGAAUAAGGAAACUUCCCUAACGCGACCUUCCCAACCCUACCCAGUCUCACCUAUCCAUCUUGUGUCCUAAAAUGUAGAGACAUGUUAAUGCAGGGUGCUGGCUCCUGCUUUUCUUACUUUGUCAAGAGACAGCUCUGGGUAAUUUCAGAAGUCCCUCACAGAGAGAAAAAGUAGUGUUUGUAUGUUUGUUUUUAAAUAACCCAAAUACAAAUUUAUGUUGUAUUCUGCACAAUUGGAGUUCAGGUAUUUAAUUUUAGAACAUGAAGUGCCUGCUGUCUUAAGCAUUGACUUGUAUGAAAAGAAUUGCAUGUCUCACUCCAGUAAGUUUAUGGGUUUUCUCAUUUUCAGCUACAUGGCUUUUAAUAAUGUAAAGUGAAACAUUAGUUUUCUUGAAUUUUAUUACAGGUUCUUUGUUGCAAUAAAGAUGCUGCUAAAAUUAA
Manis javanica (Malayan pangolin) is the source of this 6983-nucleotide messenger RNA. It is a transcript of the gene DPP8, whose product is annotated as dipeptidyl peptidase 8. Gene Ontology annotation, biological process: proteolysis. Gene Ontology annotation, molecular function: dipeptidyl-peptidase activity; serine-type peptidase activity. Lineage: Eukaryota; Metazoa; Chordata; Mammalia; Pholidota; Manidae. The record is from RefSeq and is a predicted model, not a curated record.